This is a messenger RNA of Pyricularia oryzae 70-15, 236 nucleotides long. RefSeq lists its product as uncharacterized. Bases 1 to 225 code for a protein of 74 amino acids. The transcript has 2 exons. NCBI's taxonomy places the organism in Eukaryota, Fungi, Ascomycota, Sordariomycetes, Magnaporthales, Pyriculariaceae. The record is from RefSeq and is a predicted model, not a curated record.
AUGUCCCAGAACCGGAUUCCGCCCCCACUAUUUCGAGACCUUUUGACUCCUGGACCCUACUUGGUUACUACGGAUCGACGACUUCUUUCGGUUCUUUCGCUUCCAGACUAUUUCUCUGCUACAAAAAAGAACCCCAUCAAAGCGUUGAUCAUGGAGAGAGGACCCAUCGAUCAAUCAAGCAGUCAUCAGUCAUCCCAUUUCAUCAAACAGCAUGCAGACUUCUAGCCUCGACAGGA